Xenopus tropicalis (tropical clawed frog) is the source of this 7348-nucleotide messenger RNA. RefSeq names its product ubinuclein 1 (gene ubn1). The record is from RefSeq and is a predicted model, not a curated record. Bases 431 to 3670 code for a protein of 1079 amino acids. The transcript has 17 exons. Lineage: Eukaryota; Metazoa; Chordata; Amphibia; Anura; Pipidae.
CUCUCUGUCAAUGCUUGUUGUUGUUGUCGACGGCGCCGCCGUGGGAGGUCAUGUGACUAAGGAGGCGCUAGCUCGCUGGCUUCUACAGACCACGUGACGCCGCCGCCGCUGCUGCCGGUGACGUUGCUUUCCACGGCUGUCAACCCUUCUCCAAGUACGGGGUCUCCGGACUGGGGAGCGCCGCGGACACACCGGCAGCGAUGCAGAUGGGUUGGAAGCUGUUUGUCACCCUCACAUUGUCCCUUAAAGCUGCAGGGUAGAGGCAGUCGAGCAGACUUCACCGUAUCAUGACUCACGUCUGAUCCAUAGAGGGUCUCACUAAAGAGCAAUUUUUCUUUUCGUUAGUCAUUUUCUCUGCUUGGUGUGUCACCUUUGUUGAGGUCAUGGCUGUAUACAACUGAAAUCUGUAUAUAUAAUUUGGGGGGGGGCAAUGGCCGAACCCCGUCGUAUGCAGUUGACUUGUCUGCCGCCUACAAAUCCCCCGAACUCAUCUGCUGUGAAAAGACAAAGAAGCGAAGAGCAGGAGUCAGAGACGCCAGCGGCUGCAACUGUCCGUAUCGCGCUCACCCUAUUUGAGCCGGAUCAGAAACGAUGCCCUGAAUUCUGCUACCCUGAACUGCUGAGAAACCUCCGGGGGGACAGCAGGAAAAGCUUGCAUGGGGAGAAGAGUCAGAAGAAGGUUCUGAACAUACUGAGUGAAGAAGAAGCAGAGAGAAAAGAGGUUGCAAACAUUGCCAGAAGGUUUGAGGAAAAAUAUGGAAACAAGAAGAGGCGCAGGGAUCGUAUGCAGGACCUUAUUGACAUGGGGUAUGGGUACGACGAGUCGGACUCUUUUAUAGACAACUCUGAGGCGUAUGAUGAGCUAGUACCUGCUUCGCUGUCAACCAAGUACGGGGGCUUUUACAUCAACUCAGGAACGCUGCAGUUCAGGCAGGCAUCUGAGUCAGAAGAUGAAGCCUCCAAGGAAAAGAAGAAGAAAUCACCCAAGGUAAAGCUCACGUUACAGGCAUUCUUCCCAGUUGCAUCAAUCAAUGACCUGUUUUUUGUUUUGCUUCUGCCUCCACAGAAAAUUAAGGACAGGGGUGAAAAAGUGAAGAAGAAGAAAAGAGCAGAGGAUAAGAAAUCCAAAAAAAACAAACAUCCAAAGCCAGGAUUCACAGCCUUAAAUGGUACAAAAGAUAAGAAGAAAAAGAAGCACUCUAUCUUUAAGAUGUUGGCGAGAUUUGAGCAAGAGAAAAAUGCUCAAAAAACCAUUAUCACACCACCAACCCCUACUCCCACCGUCAAGCCCUCCGGCAUUAGCCAGCAGCCUACUCUUCCAAAGCCAACUCCACGCGAGGCUGAGCUGACCCCUGAUCCCACCAUGUCGUCUCAUGUGUCUGAGCUGCUCAAAGCUGUCAGUGCCAUAGACUCCAUAAGCGAGAAGCCGAUAGAGAAUGUACCCAACACCCUGCCCGAGAAAAAGCAUGGAGUCCAAGGUGGGACAGCAUCAGAGCAGGCCACUAAAGCACCUGCAUCUCUCCCAGAAGGCUUACCUUUCGCCCUAGAGAAAAGGAUCAAGGAGCUGACAAAGGCUGUAAGAGCAUCAGAGGGUGAAAAGAAAGGUUUGUUAUUCUCCCAGGAGAUGAACAGCGCUCUGCUUGACAUAUAUCUAUUAUCCCGGGAACUGAGCUCCUCUCUCCGUUUGGCAGUCUUCUCACAUCUGGCAUCAGUCUUACCCUGUGGCAAAGACACUCUGGUAAAAUGGGCCACGCGCUUGUACUUGCAUAAGCAGGGGGGUCGGCUACGAGAGCCUCUGCGGAAGCUGAAAGAAGCCGUGGCACGGGCUAUGCCAGAGCAAAUCAGCAAGUACCACGAAGAGUGCAAAGUGUACAACCAAGCAAAAUAUGCCAAGUUACUGGAAGAGGACAAGGAGAGAGAGCAGAAGGCAGGCUCGGCAGAGGAGGAGGAAGGAGAGAAGGGUGGUCGGAAAUCUUCAGGGCCACGCAAGAAGUUCCAGUGGACAGAUGAAAUCAGGCAGCUGCUGAGCCAGCUGGUGCGUACAAAGGUAGAUAUGUUCGAGCAGGAGGAAAAUGGCGUGCCAAGUCUAGAAGAUUAUCUCAAAUCCUUCCUGGAUGGAGAGGUCAAACCACUGUGGCCCCGAGGCUGGAUGCAGGCCAGCACACUCUUUAAAGAGUCCAGGCGUGGGUACCCACAGCUCAGUUCCAUUCUGGCAAAGAACAGGGCAAUGACUGCGCAGAAAGUGAAAAUAAAGGACUCUAGUAACAAGAAUGAAAAGAAACCAGCUUUGCCACCUAAAGAGGCAGCAACAGAUACAGUAGCAACGUCUGUUUCCUCCAAGGACAUGGUUUCUUCCUCCGGCCCUCCUCCAGUAGUAGCAUCAUCUCUCUCUAGCUACACCCAGGACAAUUCCCUUGAUGGAGAUCUCAUCCACAACCCUCCUUCACUUGAUACUGUUUCAGAGCAUUUGACUGCUCUUUCCAGUCGGCCUCCUGCUGCUUGCCUUGACUUUCCUAGCCCCCGAAUAUGCCUGCCAGAGAAACCAGUAGAGGAGAAGAAGAAGCCCAGUCCUCCCAUUAGUGUACAGUUACCAAGAGGGGCUUCCACUGACCAGCCUGUAACUUCAGAAAAGAAAGUCGUGGCACCCAGUCACACUGCAAAGCCUUCUUCUGAUGUCCAGCAAGGAAAGCAGAAGCCUCAUCUUAAUGCACAAGUCAAAACUCUUCAGAUCGCCAGGCCAUCAAUGCAACCUUCUGUGAAGCUUUACCAAAUAAGCAACCAACAUAGCAAGGUUAAUUUAGUGCACCCAGUCCAGAAUGGAAGUCCUAGGGUACCAGUCCUAUCACCUCCCCAGCGACCCUUCACCAAGCCUGCAAUAGUUCAGGGAUAUCAUCCUCCAUCUCCUUUAAACAACCUUACCAGGCCUGCUGUGCCUCCAAGCUCUGUAGGCAAGCUAGCUGGAAAUGCCGGUACAACAAUACAGCAGGUGUAUAGGCCGCCAGUACCCAGAAACCCUGUUCCUCCCAGCAGUAGCUCAGGAAGUUCCAGUAUCCCGAAUUUGAGUCCAAAUUCCUCACUCAAUCCAUCUAUUUCAAACGCGUCUCGUAAUUCCAGCACUCUCCCCACUAAAAAACCACCUCACCCUCCUCAAAAACUGACCCUAAUGGCGCCUCAAGACUCCGGGGUUGGAACACAAGGGGUUGCUAAGCUCCUGACAUCUUCCAUGGUGACAGGAGUGGGAACCGGCACAUCGGCAUCAUCCACCAUCGCUCAGCCCCCAAAAUGCAGCCCAGUCCCUACAAUCCUCACUUCGACACCAUCGCUGACCGUGCUGACUCCAGCUUACAAACCAAAUGGAGGCAAGCUUCCAGGUCCAACCCAAUUGAGUCUCCUGUCGCCCAUCUCCACCUUUCCGCUCCACGUCAUUUCCUUUUCAACUGAUCCGGUACCCAAAGCUGCAGCAUCAAAAGAUGCUAUUGUCACGGGACCAGCACCAGGCACAUUUCAUCAUGGACUUGCAAGGAAUGUGCUGGGAGCUUUGCAUUCCAGCGCUGCUCACCAUUCCUCACAGCUUCCUCGUCCAUCCCUUGCCAACCACAUACAGCCUGGACAGACGGAUGGUGCUCACAUUCACGGAAAAGGCCCAGCAGCCCCUCAGAAGAAGCUCUAACACACGACCAAAUAUAAAUUCUGUAGAAAGACUUGAAGCUUAUCUCUGGGAGUUUUACUGCACUAAAGAUUAGGGAAGCGGCUGAGUGAGCCACUCUCUGCACCCAAUAAAAGCACCCACAGCUGCUCAGGCACUGACAAGCCGCAUUAUUGUGGAUUAACAUUGAUGUGCAUGGAACAACAACAACAACAAAAGAAUAUUCCAUAACAUUUCACCCUUGCUGUCUCAGGGGCAAUUGUGUUCCAUAACAUUUCUCCCCUUUCUCUUGCUUAGUGAAAUGUUAGCGCAGUGCUCGGGUCCUGAGUUCAAUCCCAGCCAGGGCGCUGUCUGCAAUGAGUCUGUAUGUUCUCCCCAUGUCUGUGUGGGUUUCCUCCCAUGCUGUAGAUAAUAAUGAGUGGAUGCUGCCAUAUUGCUUGGUUGAGGCUUUCACUUUCUCAAAACAUAUUGCUGGACUAGUACUGCUGGCACCAAUUUCUGGUGUCGUAUAAUAGAAGAAAGAUGGUGCCACUACUCUUUUGCUCUUCAAGGACAGCGAUGGUUGCUCCCCCUCAUAGUAACAUAGUAGUUGAGGUUGAUAACAGACGUGCAUCUUUCAUUCAAGUGUAUAAAUGCAGCUAUGGGGAACAUGCCAUGUGUCUAUGAAUACAUUCCUUCAUUCAAUAUGGCAGCUCCCAUCCAUAUGUCUAAAUGCAGACAUACAAACAGUAGGAACACUCCUGUUCCCAUUGAGAUUAUACCAUUAUUUACCAGAUUAUACCAAUUGCACUCUAUAGAGCAAGCCAUGCCAAUCAAUGGCGAUAAUAGCUGGCUGAUCCAAUUUGCCGUAUGGAAUUCAUUUGAAAGAAAAUAGGCCACAAUGGGGUUAAUUUCCCGACUGCCAUGGUGCAGUAUAUGGUGGCUUUACGCAUUCUGCAUUCAUACCCGCCCAAGGUUGUCUCUCUUCUCCUUCCUGAACUCUUACACACAACUCUCUUCAUUUAAAGGACAAGUAAAGCUCAUCAAAGGUUCAGGCUAGAAUGGCUACACCUUUUGUUUUGGGCUGACGUACCAGUAUGUUCAAUUUUAGGAUACAGGAAACUUGUGCAAGGAAUUCUGGGAUAUAAGAUUGCAAUAUCGUUGUCUUCCUGAUACUGACAAUCCUUUGGCUGAUAUCAAACUUUCCAGCAAUGAUUGAACAUGGGGGGAGCUCACACUUAGCAUUAGUGUGUGUACGGCAGCUCCUACUGAUUGGUUAAUGCUUGAGCAGUUGAUGCAUAUGAGUAUGCAAUGUGGCCUGCAAGCUGAUAGGAUAUGGACUGGUGUCACUCAAAUGUAUCCCUCCUCCUGGGUAAUAUUCCCAAGUGUUCAGUUGUUGCUGGGUAAGUAGCCUUAAAGGGGCGGUUAACUUUAACGUUAACUUUUAGUAUGUUAUAGAAUGGCUAAUUGUUAUUAACAUGUCAGUUGGUCUUAGUUUUUUCUCUUUUUAUAGUUUUUGAAUUAUUUGCCGCCUUCUCCUGCCUCUCUCCAUCUUUCCAAUGGGGGUCACUGACCCCCCAACAUCCAAAAUUGCUACUCUGUAUUACUCAUUUUUAUAUUAAAUCCUAUUCUCCUAUUUGUAUUCCAGACCCUCGUUUAAAUCAGUGCCUGGUUGCUAAGGUCAUUUGGACCUUAGCAACCAAAGAGCUGCUGAAAUUCCAAACUGGAGAGCUCCUGAAUAUAAUGCUAAGUAACAUAAAAACGGCAACCAAUUGCAAAUGCUAAAAGUUAAUUUAUGGGUUAACAACCCAUAACGGAUUGGGCAGCGUGUAUCUGAUUGUCUGACGCCUAGCGAGAGAUACAAGCUGCCUUUUUUUUAUUGUUGACUUUUUAGACUAUGAUGCAGGUCAUCCUGUUUCUGUGCCAGAGAAUGUACUAAUCCUAGCAACUUUGCAAUUGGUCUUCGUCUACAUCUUUCCAGCUUUCACACAGGGGUCACUGACCCCCCAGCAACCCAAAAACUGGCUACAAUUUUAUUUUUAUUGUUACUUUUUAUUAUCUUUCUGUUUAGUCCCUCUUCUAUUCAUUUUUCAGUCUCUAAUUCACACCACUGCCUGGUUGCUAAGGUAAGCAAGACCCUAGCAACCAGAUAGCUGCUGAACGAAAAGUUGGAAAACUCUAAAAAAUGAAUACCAAUUGAAAAUAUCAUAUUAAAAGGUAAUUUCAAGGUGAACUACCCCUUUAAAUGAGAAAUCCUGAAUUUCCAGCAUUCAGCAGCUGGGUCAAAAAUAUGUAAGUGAUGUGUUAGGGCUGGAAUAGGUACCGAGCUGAUGUUAUGUGGAUACCGCUGCUUUACUAGUUGUCACAUACAACAGCUCUAUGGUAUAAAUGUUAUUGCCCACAGAACAGGCAGCUGGGCUCAGCCUCCAGGUGCCUCGGUUGAAGCCUAAAGACUACGGAAGCCCAGCAGGGUCAGGAACUGUUCUCUUGUACUAAGCUGGAUAUACACUGAGAGAUCGACUAGUUGGUGAGUUAACCCUUCCUGUUUUGUAGUCUGUCUAUAGCAGGGACUGUUGGGGGUCCAUGCAUUAACUCCGGUCUCCAUCAUCUUCCUCCUAAUAAUAAGGGGCGUAAGUCCGUUUAUGUGUCUCAAAACUAAUUCCCCCAACUUCAUUGGGGCCCCCCUAAGGAAAAGGUUAUGUUGAAGGGUAACCCCUGCUUAUAAAUACAAUACAUGCAACGUUAUUCAGGUUUUCUAACCUCAAACCACUUCCUCAAAGACAAAUUGUUGCCAUUCAUCCCAGACAGGGGGGACGUAGAUGUAUAUUUCAUGUCUUUUCUUAUUUACUUAGUGUUUUAUAGAUCUUGCUUAUUGUGCAUUAGUUUGUAGAAUUUGUACAUCUCCCUAUUCAGCUCAUCAGUUCUAUGGGGGCCUUUCCUCAUACCCCCUAGUUAUUCCUCUCAUCGAUCUUUCCCUUGGCGAUUGCUCCUCGGUAUGAAAGGUAAACCGCAAACUCUGCAUUACCCUCAGCGUUGCGCUACUUACCCUUUAAUCCCUGGCAGGAGAAGAUCCAAUCCAGGGCCUCCUCUGGUGUGAUAUGAUAGCACCUUCUUUCCAGUGAUUCAGCCAAGCGAUGAUAAGGCCUCACUGGUGGCUACUAUUGGAGUAGCCAUUGCCUGAGUGGCCAAUAAGGAGGGUUUGACAGCCUUACAGUGAUUGGUUGUAAACAUAUCGGGACUGCAAUGGAGAUAAACCCACCCGCUGUAGUAGUGAUGGGGCAGUUAUAGGGUUAGUGCCCAUGUUAUGGGGGUAUUGAGCCCCCUCCAAAGCAAAGCCCCGCCCCCCCAUACUGCAUGUAGACUCCACAGCACUUUGCAUUGACUCUAUAGAGGCUUUGGGGCUUCACAUUGGGGCAUCUCCAAUCAACUUGGCGGAGCUGCCCCCGUAGCGUUUGUACAGCCAUCUUUGCAUCUCCUUGACCUGCAGAGAUUUUCUAUAUUGAUAUGGACCUUCAGCACCAGCAUAUUGUUAUCCACCAAACUGUCUCGGUAAUAAAGCACUUAACUUUAUAGGGCACUUUUCUGACUGAAGCAGCUGCAGCCUUUCUAUGUGGAACAUUUGUUUGUUUUUAUUUGAGCUUAUAUUUUUGGCUUAAGCUGUGUUUGUAUUCAACGCCGAUGGCUUUAUGUGCAUUUUAGCCUUUUAUAAAAAUUUCUGUCUUA